AUGGCGCGGGUCGGAUCAUUCUAUGGGCUGCUGGGUGUGACGACAGAAGCCACGACGGAAGAGAUCAAAUUGGCCUUCAAACGACGUGCCUUGCAGGUCCAUCCGGACAAAGGUGGAAGCAAGGAGGCCUUUCAUUUGGUCUACCAAGCCUUUGAGAACUUGGCGGAUCCAGAAGCCCGGAAGCGCUACGACACUCAGAGAGCGACCAGCGCGUCAUCCAAGCAGAAGGCGAAGCCGAAGAAGUCGGCACAGCCUGAGAAGCGUGCGGCACCACCGAAGCCAGAGCACACAAGUCAGGCGUCAGGCACGAAGCAAUCCGAGACACCGAGGAUGUUUUCACACAAGCUGUUGACAAGGCUCUAUGAACUCUUGAAAAGACUCCCACGGGAGGUUCGAAAUGACAUCAUCCAGAAGGAGUUCACACAGAAGCAGCGAAUGCUUUUUGAGAAGUGGAUUGUGAAUCAGCGGGAAGCUGAGACUAAGAGAGAAACUGAGCAAGCCGCUUCCAUGAUGCUAUCUUCAAGUAGUGCUGCAAAGCAGGAGGCUCCUACAUGCCACACAGGACUAGAACCGCCAGCACAAGAACAGACAAUUGCUGCAAAUUCCAGCACUUUGAGUCUGAUUCCUGCACAACCCAGGUCUUGGAAAAAGAGGAAACAGAAGGUAGAAGUGAGAGGUGUAUGUAAGUGCACACGUGGGAGCGGAUACACUGCUCAGGUGGGUUUGGAUUCACUUUGUAUACUCUCAAGGGAGUGUGAUUUGCCAACAGCCAUUGAGUUUUUGAUCAUCCUGUCAUCGGUGAAGCAGAGAAUGCAAGGUUCCUCGCAGGAUGCUGAAGCCGUGUUCAGAAGUCGACUUGCAGAAGCACUGGAGCAAUCUCUAGCUGAGCAUGCCAGGAGCUAUGACGACCUCAGCCCCCGUUUUACCAUUCAGCACCGUAUUAGUUACUUUCUCGGGCCAAACCGCUACCUCCGGUCACCUACCAUUCGAUCACUCCAAGAAGUUGCGAAGCUCCGCAGUCGCCUCGCACCAUUUCGCGAGUGCGUGUUGAAGCCUGGUCAGCACUCUGGGGCCAUCAUUUGGCGCUAUGGCCCGAGUGACCUUGAGGGCGUGUGGGCUCGUAUCCAAGAGGUGGUCAAGGAGAUGUGGGAAAACACUGGAGAAGGUCGCAGUGCGGCCCAGUUGCGGAGAAUGCGUGCUUUGUACAAGUCACGUGCACGUGUUCGCAGCAAACACUUGCAGCGUUGGGAACAACAGCAUAUGGGCAAGAAUGACAAGUCUGCCAGAGUCCGCCCUCGCGUCAAGAGGAAGCGACAAGCAAUCGACAAGCUGCUGUUGGUCAGAAACUUGCUUCUUCGAUGGCACAAUGCCUUGAAGAAGCAAGAGCAAAUGGCAGAGUGCCAGCGACGGAAGGUUUUGCGUCAGCGAAAGAAGGAGCAGACGGACCGUCGACGGCUUGAAGUGUUGAAGCGCAAACGUGCGAGGGAAGAGCAAGCGGCAAAUCGCCUCAGGAGAGAGGCUUUGCGGAAGAGGAUGAAGGCUGAUCUCACGAUGGAUGAGAUCUUUAGUCGUUUGGAUGCAAAGAUUGGUUCCUCGAGGUUCGGAUGGCAUCGAAAGUUCCGCGCCGCGCGUUCAGUCUGA
Messenger RNA from Durusdinium trenchii, 1641 nucleotides. Lineage: Eukaryota; Dinophyceae; Suessiales; Symbiodiniaceae. The record is from the annotation of a GenBank genome assembly.